UCCAGCUUCAUACCAGCAGCAACAGCAGCAAGGAGCACCGAAGCCAGGUGGCUACCCCGGCCAAGCUCAGUACCAAGCCUACCAGCCUCAAGUGAGUGUUUGCCUGUUUCCUUGACUCUUUCCAUCUCUUCACUCGCAUCGUCGUCACGUCCAUAUUCUUCUCUGGAACCAUGUCGGGCUACCAAGCAUAUCCUGGCGCCUCCGGCUACGGCGCGCCCCCGCCUCCACCGCAACGACCUUUUGCCAACUCGCCCUUCCAGUCGCAACCUCCCCAGCAAGGACAGCAGAACCCUGGUGGCUAUUCUUCUCCUGCUCCCUAUGGUCAAUCGCAACAGACACCUUAUCCUUCUCAGCAAUAUCCUCAGUCAGCCCAACAGCCCUACAGUACAGCUCCCUCUCAAGGCUAUAAUAGGCCUCCUCCGCCUCCACCUCCAGGACAGCAGUCGCAGUAUGGUCAGAGCCAAGGAUACCCACCACAAUCUCCUGCGCCUUUCGGCCAGAGCCAGGGCCAGACUCCCUUUGGUCAGAGCCAGCCUCCAUCACACGGCCAAAGUCAGCCUCCUUACGGCUUGAGUCAACAACCUUCUUAUGGUCAACCUCAGCAGCCAUACGGACAGAGCCAGCCGGCAUACGGAUCUCAGCAACAGCAAUAUGGUGGCGGUCCUCCUGGAUAUGGCCAGCCUCCUCAGCAGCAACAGGGCGGAUACGGCGCACCUCCCCAGCAGCAAGGUGGUUACCCACCCCAACCCCAGCAGGGCGGAUACCCUGGACAGCAGCCCGGAGCCCCUCAGGGUGGCCAGGGUGGCUACGGUGCCCCUCCUUCGCAGCCUGCCGGUCCUGCUGAGAUCCAAGCAUACAAGCAGUCGCUCCAGCAGACCAUCCAAGAGAAGCGCCUCCAGGCCUUCUACCCUCCCGGCUCGCCCAUAAUCGACCAGAUCGCUCAGAAGGCCUCAGCCCAGGUCGACCGUCUGUGCCAGCAGUGGCGCAUCAACAAGGAGAUCGGCAACGAUAUUGUCAAGUUGGCUCUGUACGACGUCGUUCUCUACAUUGAUGACAGUGGUUCCAUGAAGUUCGAGGAGAACGGCGAGCGCAUCAAGGAUCUCCAGCUUAUCCUCGAGCGUGUCGCUACCGCCGCUACCCUCUUCGACGACGACGGCAUUUCCGUCCGUUUCAUGAAUGACAACCCUCCCCAGCACAUGGUUGAGCACAUCAAGACUGAGCAACAGAUCCAGCAGCUUGUUGCUGGCCACAAGUUCAGCGGUCUCACACCUAUGGGUACUGAGCUUCGCAAGAAGGUCGUUGAGGGCAUUGUCGUACCUGCCAUCCGCAGCAGACAGAUGCGCAAGCCCAUUUUGGUUAUUACCAUCACGGACGGACAGCCUGCAGGAGAGCCUACCACUGCCGUCUUUGACACUGUUCGUUACGCCAUUCAGGAGGCCAGCAACUCGCAAUACGGUCCUGGAGCAAUUGCCUUCCAAUUUGCCCAAGUCGGAAACGAUGAGAAGGCUCGCGAGUUCCUCGGCAAGCUCGAUGAUGACCCUACUGUUGGACAGUUGGUCGACUGUACUUCCAACUUCGAGAACGAGUCUGCUGAGAUGGCACGUGCUAACCCCCCUGUCGAUCUCACUCCCGAUCUUUGGAUCCUCAAAUUGAUCCUCGGUGCAAUCGACCCCUCAUACGACACCAAGGACGAGAAGUCAAACCAUCCUCCUGGCGGCGCUCCCGGAUAUGGUGCUCCCCCACCUCAGCAGGGUGGCUAUGGUGGUCAGCAGCAAUUUGCCCCGCCUGGCGGUGCUCCCCCAGGCUACGGCCAGCAGCAACAAGGCGGCUACGGCCAACAGCAAGGUGGCUACCCUCCUCAACAGCAAGGAGGUUAUGGUCAGCAGCAAGGCGGCUACCCACCUCAGCAGGGCGGUUAUGGAGGCCAGCAGCAAGGCUAUGGUGCCCCUCCCCAGCCUCCUCGCUACUAGUAGAUGUGUAUCCGUGAGGUCUCAUGUCGAGGGCAUGAAGUCACAAAUUAAUGCAGGUUAUGAAGGUCGCCUUGGCCUAGCGUAGUCACAAUCCUAGUACUUUCAGGAGAAAGCAAUUAAUCAGAUGUUUGCCCCUAGCG
Molecule: messenger RNA, 2110 nt
Organism: Aureobasidium subglaciale EXF-2481
Lineage: Eukaryota; Fungi; Ascomycota; Dothideomycetes; Dothideales; Saccotheciaceae
Exons: 5
Coding region: 171-1970 (599 amino acids)
Source: RefSeq, a predicted model, not a curated record